UUGUCGGUUGUUAAGGAUCGAGAGACACAGUGCGGUGGACAGCGGAACAACGACACUGAUAGAAAUUUGCCCCCUUUUGCUACCCAUCUCUUAGCUAAAUUCCGUCGUGAUGCGGAUGCAAGUACUGAUAAAGCGGACCGCGGUUAG
Molecule: messenger RNA, 147 nt
Organism: Enterobius vermicularis (human pinworm)
Lineage: Eukaryota; Metazoa; Nematoda; Chromadorea; Rhabditida; Oxyuridae
Source: the annotation of a GenBank genome assembly